AUGGCCAGUGCACGUACUGUGCGGACGACUUGCACACAGCGGGACAUUGCGUCUGCGCUGGAGACAUGGACUCCAGGGAGACCGCUCCCGAUGUUGUUUUUGCUGCUGGGGGACGUGCCGAGCGACGAAGAGGGUGCAAGGCUCCGCCUGGUGCAGGCCGUGCUGCUCAAGGCCAGGGAGAAUGGCUUCUUGGUUGGUCUGCCUGUGACGGACGAAGUCGUGAAGUUUGUGGAGGGCCUCACGACGGAGGACGGCGAGGACAUGGCCCUAUGCCUGAAAGCCACGGCGGAGUUCGAGACGAACCGGGGCAGAAGACUGGGGCCAAUGGAGGUCCUGUUGGUGGACCUGCCUUGGGCCGGGACAGUUUACCUCAGCAGAGCCAGGAGCAUGCGAGGAGCAGGCCGGGACUACGAGCUUACCGCCUUCGUGCUGGACGGUGUCAACGCAAGACCUGUGCCAGUCAGCAUCUUGGAUCGGGUCCGUGCCUGGAUCAGUGCCGAGAUGGUCCUGGACACUGCUGCGGAGUACCAGACAGGCGAAGAGGAGGUGCCAGAAGAGGAGCCAGCAGAGGACUUGCAGAAAGCCGCUGCCGCAUCGGAGGGCCCAAGUCGCCUGGAGUACGCCUCCUUGCUGGCUCGGUUGGAGGCGAUGGAGGCCCGAGCUCGGGCCCCUGCUCAGGCCGCGCCAGUGCAGCCCCGAAACGGGGGCCAGCUUUUCGGUGCGACUGCGGCAGGUCUCGACGAUGCUGCUUGGGAGAGACUCAAAGCUCUUGCUGGGGCCCCUCCGCGAAAGGUGAGGGCGCCCGAGCCUCAAGUGCCCGAGCCGGGCGCAGGGACCUUCCGCGAAGCCGAGUUGGAGGUUCUCCCGGAGCCUGCUGCCGAGGACCCUUUCCAGGACCUGUCAGAACUGACUCCGCUGCAUCGUAUUCUGGCGGCCCAGCUGGCCCAGAACAGGCUGCUGAUAGAGCGCCUGUUGCCCAGCCGACAGCUGGAUGCAGUCUCGGCCGCGUUGGGGUCCGGUGGGGCCAGCGGAAGCGGAGAGCCUUCCGGGAUCAAAGGCUGCUUAGCCAGGGAUGCUUUCCUUCGACAGAUCCAAGAGCCGGAGCGUGUCGCAGAGACGGCUCGUCAGAGUGCCUUGAGAGAGCUGGGGAUCGCUCCAAACCACGAAGAGCCCAACCUGAUGAAGUUGUACCUCGAACGCCGAGUGCCCCUUGCGGGGCACCGGCUCCUGGGUUACGUGGGAUUCCUAGCCGCAACUGGAUGGGAGCAAGGGCAGGCGUCGCAGAACAAAGAGCUGCAGGCCUUCGCAGCUCGCAUGCUGUUUUUCGUCGAACAAGCUGCCAUCGACGCCGGAAAGUUGCAACUUGCAUUCCUGAUGUCAGGAUUUCCGGAACCACCCCCCCAGCUGUGGUCGGUGCAGAGGAAGAGUUCGCUGAAACCUUUCAGCUCUCUGAUGCACCCCGCGUGGGCUGCCGCGAACAUCUCUUAUCUCAAAGACUUAGAUUUCCUAGAGUCAAAGAUGUCAACUCUGGGAAAGGCCAAGGACGAGACUACCCCGGAGGCUGUGUGGACAGAGGGCGGCCAAAAAGGCUGGAGAGCAAAGCGGAAGGCCAAGCCGAAGGGUCAGGGCGACGGUGCUGUUGCUUUGGCUCACCCCGCAGUCCUAGAGCUCGCAGGCGACCCCAUUAGUCCCCAGCAGCACAAAGUUCUUGAUAACUUGGAGCGACUUGUCGACCGCUUGCUCUUGACUCCCAGCUUCUUGCCUGAGUCGUUGGGCCGCUGCGGGCCUAAAUUCGCUGCAUUUGCCAAGGUUGCUUCGGAACUGCCUAAGCCUGCCGACUUAGGUGUGGACCAGCUCUUGGUUUUAGUUAGGUCUUUGCACAAAGACUUUGACCCCUACGGGCCUGUAGCGCCGGAGGCUUCUAGGGCCCCUCCUUGCGCAGUGCCCGACGACGCAGGUGCUAUGAACGUAAUUGGCGCCGGAGCUGCGCCGAACGUGCAAACCAGGGCCGAGCUCCCCAGCCUGAAGUCGUUUAGCGCCAUGCGCAUCAAAGCCUCUCGCAUAAAGUGGAAGCAUCCCCCACAGUUUGACCCUCUCCCAUAUCUAGACGACCCAGUAGUUAAGGCCGCUUACCUUGACCCCGAAGUCAUGAGAAAGGACCCUAGCCAGUGGGAAGUGCAUCGGCCCGCUCUUGUCCACGCGGAUCGCGCAGAGCUCCUUGCCCUCGCCUCUGUCUGGGAUCAGUACGGGGCUCUUAGGAUCUUUGGGGCCGAAGAGACUGCUUUGCUCCCCAAGGAUGAAGCCGUCGGCCUUUUCUGCGUAGGGAAGGAUCUUGAUUGGGAUAGACUCAUCGUUAAUCCUACCGUCAUUAACGGUCGUAUGCACACCUCUAGCCAUGCCUCUAAAACCCUUAGUCCCGGUUGGUUGCUAGGAUCCCUGCACCUCCCCCCGGGGUAUGGGUGGCGUUUCCAUGCCGCUGACCUUUCUGAUUUUUACCACUCCUUCAAAGUCAGCAGGGCCCGGGCUAUGAGAAACCGAAUCCGUGCGGAGUUCCGAGCCGAAGAGCUCGCUCACCUACAGGCAUUCUCGCCCGCGCUCAAGGAGCCUCUGCAGAUUGGUUUGGGUACGAUGGCUAUGGGAGAUAACCUUGCUGUCGAAGUUGCUCAAAUGUCUCAUAGGGGAUUGCUUCAGAAGUUGUGCGGUUCCAUGCUCCCGAAUGAAACCCUUGAAUAUCGGAAGCCCGUACCCCGCACUGAUCAUGUGGAGGCCUUAGCAAUCGACGAUCACAUCUGUUUGCAGAGGCUUCCGUUGUCAGAGUUGAGCUCGGCUGCGCGUGCGCGGGAUGCCGAAGUGUUCUGUCUGGCCGCCGCGGCUUACUCAGAAGUUGGCCUGCACCGGAAUGCCAAGAAGGACAAAAUCCGGCAGACGCGAGGAGUCAUCCUUGGGGCCGAGCUUGAUGGAGUUGUAGGUGUUCUUUUCGAUGUCAUCGAAGUCUUUUCGGGACAGGGUCAAUGGACUGCCGCUCAUGCCGAAGCGGGCCUGAUUGCACAUCCAGGGAUCCAUCACAAUGGUUGGCAGCGUUGCGCCAUGAUUUUGACGAUCGCCGUGCUCGGCGGGCAGCUCGUGUCAGUGGAGCAGCCCGCAGGAAGCUGCCUGUACCAUUUGCACUGCUACAAGGCGGUUGUUCGUGCCCUUCGGACGGCAAGCAUUUCAGCGUUCGCGGCGCGGCCUUCUCAGCUGAGAGCAUUCGCGACUUCUGCGCCCGCUGCCGCCCUGACUGCGCUUCAGUUUACGGAGCACCUCCGAAGGACUCUUGACUUGCCGCAAUCAGCUGCUUUCUCGCUGGGUGUCGGGGACAGUGAUCUGUUCGAGGACCGACCCUGGCACGAAGAUCCCGAGUGGAUCUCGGAAAUCUGUAAAAGCCUCCGAUUCAAGCUUAAGUUCAAGUACCAUUUCAGCAAGCCUGGCCACAUCAAUGUCAACGAAGCUAGGGUCUUCAAGUCGUGGCUAAAAUCCCUUGCGAAGGACUCUUGCAGCGUCAGAGCUGUGGCGUUGCUUGAUUCCCGAGUGACGAUUGGUGCGACUGCCAAGGGGCGGUCAAGCAGCUUUGCAAUCUCACGCGUAUUGGGCACCAGCCUUGGCUACAUAAUCGGCUCCAGCCUGUUCCCUGGGUUGCUGCACUGCUAUUCCAGCGACAACACAGCUGACGGGCCCUCGCGGGAUGGGGACGUGCCCAGCCCUUCUCGCGAGAAGCCACUCUGGCUCAGCGAUUUGCUUCAGGGCGAUGUGCGUCGCUUUGAUGCAGUCGUCGAGUCGUCGGGGAUCAAGAAACUGCCAGGGCGGUGGCUCCGCUUCCUCCUUCUUCUUGGUGGUGAUAUCGAAAGGAACCCCGGGCCCGCUGGUCCGCGCGUUCCUCGCGGUGUCCUUGGCCUUGAGGCUGGCUUCGUUUCUUCCACAGUCCACAAGAUGAGGAAAGCCCGCGCCGCGCUGGAUGAAUGGAUCAUCAGCGAGCUGCGCGCUGAGCCCGAGAGUGUCUUUGCAGACAACCGAUCUGCUGAGCUUGCUUUGCGGGGCUUCGGCUUGUACCUCUUCUCCUCUGGGCUUCCCAGGUAUCUUCUCGUCUACGCGCUCACCAGCAUUCAGAACGAGUUCCCUUCGUACCGCAACAACCUCAGCGCAGCUUGGCAGGUUGAUCAUAAGUGGCAACUGGUCGAGCCCGGGCAAUGCAGGGCCGUGCUCCCUACCGCUGCGUUCCGUGCCUGCUUGAGUCUUGCCGCGCUUUGGGGUUGGAAAGCCUGGAUGGGUUUAGUUCUUAUCGGGUUUCUUGCGAUGCUGCAUCCCUCUGAAAUGCUCGGUCUCUGCCGACGGGACCUGAUGUUUCCUGGUGACUGUUUUGGGCAUGUUCGCUCCCUUUUCGUACAUCUUCGAAGUCCUAAAACGGCCCGGUUCGCCAGACGACAGCAUGGGCGGAUAGACGAUGACUUUGCGAUUCGCGUUAUCUUCAGUGUUUUCGGUGCUCUUCCUCUCAACACGCCGCUUUAUCCGGCCUCCGCUCACACUUUCCGGCGCCAAUGGAACGCAGUGAUGGCUAAGCUGGGCAUCCCGCAUAAAGCAGCGACCCGGGGCGCUACACCUGGGGUGCUGCGCGGGAGCGGAGCCACUCAUUUUUAUUUACAGUGCGAGAACAUUCCACUGCUUUCUUGGCGGGGACGUUGGUCUCGGCAGCGUACACUCGAGCACUAUCUUCAGGAGGUUGCUGCCCAGAUGAUGCUGGGUGAAUUGCAUAGUUCAGAUCGUCUCCGUAUUGCAACGUUGGACUCAGCGUGCGAGGCGGUGCUGCAGGCCGUCUGUUUGGAACCGGACUUUUCUUGCAGAGCAGUAUCUUAG
This is a messenger RNA of Symbiodinium natans, 4887 nucleotides long. NCBI's taxonomy places the organism in Eukaryota, Dinophyceae, Suessiales, Symbiodiniaceae. The record is from the annotation of a GenBank genome assembly.